This is a messenger RNA of Ceutorhynchus assimilis (cabbage seed weevil), 6283 nucleotides long. NCBI's taxonomy places the organism in Eukaryota, Metazoa, Arthropoda, Insecta, Coleoptera, Curculionidae. The record is from the annotation of a GenBank genome assembly.
UUUUUAAAUAGUUACAAAAUGGGAUAAAAUUUUUACAUAUAUCACGUGAGUUAAAAUGUUUAUUCAUUAAAAACUUUCUUCUCAUGAAUAAACAUUCAUUUAACUCACUUGGUGUAUAAAUAACUAUUAUACCUUCAAUAGUUCUGGAGAAAAAAAAUAAAUUCCGUUUUUUCCAUAAGAAAAUGAAUUAGAAAAAGAUAGUUGAACUAUAAAUCGGCUAGGUACAAAUUUCUUAAUUCCUAAUUUGGGCUAUGAAUCGGGUGUGAUAAAUAGGCAACACAUAAUUUUUCAGAUCCUCGAUCCUGUCCCUUUUUUCCUUGCUUCUGUUAGCACAGCUUCGUUCAUUCUUCUUCUAUUUUGCCACCUUUACCACCCAAAGUUUAGGGAAUUUGGCAUGAACGGAAACGAAUUAUCCAGCCAAUUAUAGAAGCAGCGACGUGCCAAAACGAAAGUCGGACACCGAGGAAAAAAGUCAAGUCAGUGGUGAAUUUAGACGCCAGUAAGUCAACAAAAAUUGAAUUAUUACUGCAACCUGGAACGCGAGAUAAUAAAACAAUGAGUCGCAGUGUAUACGUGUAAAAUACUUAGGUUUAAUGAUUAAAACAAGCACAAUUAAUUAAGUAUUUUAUUAUCAAAACAUGCAGCUUCUCAGUAGUAGGAACAACGCUCCCGCGCACCAGCUGGUUCAGGUUGCCAGUUGCCCGUCCGACAGUUUACAUCUUUUUUGUAGGUCAUCUAUUAAACCAGCAUUUGGAUAUUAUGGAUAGGCAACCAACAUAACAUGUGGUUGGCCUACGCUGUUAAUAUACUAUAUUAAACAUCUUUCUUCCUAAAGAUCUAGCCUAACGGGCUUUUUAAUCAUUCGCCCAGAUCUACUACAUAAGGGCUUAUUUGCUAAGAUUUCUUCAUCAAGGGUUUUAGUUGCAUCAUUAUUAGAGUCGCAAUUCUGAGUCAAUGUUGGAGUAUUGACAGAGAGAUCAUCAUCGCUAUCAUUGUACUUUGCAUAGGCAUUUUCAACCGGGUUUAAACUUGGAUUUAAAUCAACCCUAUUGCGUCUAAUAAUGUUGCCACUAGCAUCUUUAACAUUAUAGGAUCUUGGGGCAUUAUGAGAACAAAUAAUUUUCCCGGGUUCCCAAGUUUUGUUAAUGUGAUUGAAAAUUGUUACAUCAUUUUCACUCUUAAACGGUAUCAAGUCUUUUGCAGAUUUAUCAAAAUAUUUUUUAUUGAUAUUACGUUUUCGUUCUAUUUUUGUUACAACAUUUUCACAUAAUUUGGGCAUCAAUAACUCAUUAGAGACUGGAAUCCUGGUUUUGGUCAUACGACUAUUCAAUAACUGAGAUGGGGAGUAGCCCAUGUUUUUCAGUGGGGCAUUUCUAUAAUUCAAAAGUGCCAACUCAAGAUCUUCUCCUUUCUCUAAAGAUUUUUUUAUAAGUUUUUUUGAUAUGUCAACGGCUUUUUCUGCAAGGCCAUUUGAUCUAGGAUAGUUGGGACUUCUAAAUGACAAUUCAAAAUUCCAAUCUUGUGAAAAUGUUAUAAAUCUAUGACUAUUAUAUGGCACAUUGUCACAUACUAAUAAAUCUGGCGGACCAAAUCUCGCAAACACACUCCUAAGUUCAUUUAUUACACUUUGUGCACUCUUGUCAUUAAUUGGUAAAAGUUCCAGCCAAUUUGAAAAAGCAUCAAAUAAUACAACAUAACUUUUAUUCGCAAAAGAAAAAAUAUCUGUUCCAAUUCGUUCCCAACAUCUAGUGGGAAGAUGAAACUGAUGCAACAAUGUCUCUUUACAAUUUUUACGUGCAAAUUUUUCACACACUUUGCAUGAUUUUAUAAAUGAUUCAAUGUCUAAUGCUUGCCCAGGCCAGUAAAAUAUUUGACGUGCUCGGUUUUUUGUUUUUUCUAUUCCUAAAUGACCUUCGUGUAGUACUUUCAACAUUUCUGGUCUUAAUUUUGUAGGCACUAUGAUUUUAUUCUCUAAAAAUAAUAAAUUAUCUGAAAGGAAGAUUUUAUCUUUGAGCUUUGCAUAAAUUUUGACAUUAUCAGGAAUUUUAUACUUUUGCAUGGGCCAGCCAUGAUCGAGAAAAUCAAUAACCAACUUCAAUUGAGGAUCAUUGACUGUUUCUUCUCUAAAUUGUUGUUUCCGCUCAUCUGACAUUGGAAUGUAUUUUGUAACAGUAUGAAUAGAAAAUUCAAUUUCAGAGUCUGCCUUCAACCCAGUAAUAUUUAGAAAUGCUCUGGAAAGAGUGUCAGAAAUAUACAUCUGCUUUCCAGGCUUAUAAGUUAUUUUAAGAUUAUAAUUCAACAUCUUCAAUCUCAUCCUUUGUAACCUAGGAGAGACUGAAUGAAGAUCUUUUUUAAAAAUUGUCUCCAAAGGUUUAUGAUCACUGUGUACUGUUACAUCAAGGCCAUAUAUAAACAAAUGGAAUUUCUGCACAGCAAAGAGGAUUGCUAAAGUUUCCUUCUCAAUUUGCGCAUAUUUUUUUUCAGUGUUGGUAAGGCUUCUUGAUGCAAAAGCAACAGGGUGACCUUCCUGCAGCAAACAUGUACCAAGGCCAUCUUUGGAGGCAUCUGUUUCUAUAAUAAUAUUUUUUUCUGGAUUAAAGAAAGUUAAAAUUGGGGCGCUGGUGAGCAAAUUCUUAAGUUCCAACACAGCUGUUGAGUGGCUUUCAUUCCAAUGCCAUUGAACAUCUUCUCUAGUCAGUUCUCUUAAUGGUGAAGUUAUUUUGGAUAAAUUUGGUAUGAACCUACCAACAAACUUCACCAUACCUAAAAAUCUCAAUAAUGCAGUCUUAUUUUCAGGAUUAGGCAUUUCAGUUAUUGCCUCUACAUAGGCCUUAUUGAUAGUAAUACCAUCCUUAGAGAAUAUCUGGCCUAAAAAUUUUACACUUGGUUUUUUUAGCUGAAUUUUAAGUUUAUUGAAUUUUAUGUUAUAUUUUGAAGCUCUCUGUAAAACUGUUCUCAAAUUGGAAUCAUGCUCCAUUUCAGUUGAGCCAGUAACAAUGAGAUCAUCAAAAUAUAACUCAACACCCUCAAUAUCUCCAAAUAACUCGUAAUUCUUUUUUUGGAAAACCUCCGGUGCUGAGGAAAUUCCAAAGGGCAAUCUCAAAAAUUGGUAGCGUCCAAAUGGGGUACCAAAUGUGCAUAGAUCAGAGCUGGAAGAGUCAAGUUCAAUCUGCCAAUACCCAUCACGCAUAUCUAAAACACUGAAAAAACGUUUGCCUGCUAAUUUUGAAGAAAUUUCUUCCAAAGAUGGGAUCAAAAAAUGUUCCCUUCUGAUGGCUUCAUUCAAUUGCUUUGGAUCCAGGCAUAAACGCAAAUCUUUAUUACUCUUCUCUACAAUUACCAAAGCACUUAACCAUUCAGUUGGCUUAUCAAUUUUUUUUAUUAUACCUUCUUGUUCAAGAUCAUUCAACUUUUUUCUUAAACGGUCAUGCAAAAUUCUUGGAACACGUCUAAUUGGAGUAAUUUUUGGAAUUGCUCCUUCCCUUAAUGAUAUGUGAUGGGUAUUGGGAAAUUUCCCCAGCCCUGUGAAAACUUCCGGAAAUUCUUUUUCAAUAUCAUCUACAGUGCUAAAUACUGGCGUAUUAUCUACAUCGACACUAUCAAUACGCUUAACAACAUUCAGUCUAAUAGAAUCAGCUAGUCCCAGUAAUGGUACUUGACCUUUUACAUCAACAAUCACAAACAGAAUUUUUCUUAUGACAUCACUAGUCAAGUUACUAGUUUUGCAUGGUAAUAUUACCUCACCAAUUGCACUAAUCUUAAAUUUUGAGCUUCCAUAUGAAAGCAAUGAAAUAUUAGAAUUACUAAUGGGUAUAUUUAAGUCCAAAGAUUUAAAAACAUGCAAUGGUAGUAUGCUUAUCUCUGCCCCUGUAUCGAUUUUAAAUUCAACAAUCUUAUCAUAAAUAAAUACCUUUUUUGUCCAACAUUUGCCUAUUCUAUUUUCUUGAUUUUCAACUGCUCCUAUCAACUUGAUAACAGAAUCAACAUAAAACUCUGUGUCUUCACUCUCACUUCCACUAUGCUCAUUCUCACCUUCUUUUUGCAUCACUUCAUGCACUUGCCUGUCACUAUACUGUCUGUUUGUUUUAAAGUUUCUGCCUCGGUUUCUGUUCAAGUCCCUAUUGUUCUCCUGUUCAUUUGGGCACAUCUUGGCAAAAUGAUUUCUUGCCUGGCACUUUGCACAUGUUUUAUUAUAUGCGGGGCACAUUCCACUUGCUCGAUGGAUAUACCCACAAUAUUUGCAUGUCUUGGGCUUUGUACCUGUCUGUUCCCCAACUUUGUUUCUUUCAUACUUUAUUGCAUUAACUUGCGUUUCAGUUUGAAGAGUUUUAGCCUGAUUUUUACUCGCCUCUAUAGCCCUGCAAAAGUCUAUACACUUUGUCAAAGUUAAAUUUGCCUCUCUUAAAAGCCUUUCCUGGGUGCCUUUAUCGAGAAUCCCAAUUACUAUUCUGUCACGAAUCAUAUCAUCAGAAUCUUUAUAUUCUGUAGUUUUAACAGCCCUGCGUAACUCUGUUAAAAAGUUAUCGAACGUUUGUCCAUCUUUCUGGAUUAAUGAAUUAAACUUGUAUCUCUCAAAUAUUAGAUUCUUUUUGGGGGCACAGUAUUCUUCAAAUUUCUGCCUGACUUUAUCUAGCUUUUUCUCAUCACCUGUGGCAAAAGUGAAACUGUUAAAAAGUUCAAGGCCUUCAUCUCCCAAAAGAUUCAGGAACACAGCUACCUUUUUUUCUUCUUCUUUUGAUGCAAAAUCAGUUGCGAGCAUGAACAAAUCAAACUUUUGUGAGAAGCGCUUCCAAUUAUCAGACACAUUGCCAUCAAGAACUAGGGGCUCCGGUGGUUUAAAAAUGCCUUCCAUUUUGUGCUGAAUAGUCAAGAAUUCCACACAGUGAAAUAAUUUGUUUCAGGCUCCUAACCUCAACUACAAGCACAAACAAACGGAAUUUUCACUAGCUAGCACAGUAAACCUUUUCACACCUGACACCAUGUAAAAUACUUAGGUUUAAUGAUUAAAACAAGCACAAUUAAUUAAGUAUUUUAUUAUCAAAACAUGCAGCUUCUCAGUAGUAGGAACAACGCUCCCGCGCACCAGCUGGUUCAGGUUGCCAGUUGCCCGUCCGACAGUUUACAUCUUUUUUGUAGGUCAUCUAUUAAACCAGCAUUUGGAUAUUAUGGAUAGGCAACCAACAUAACAUGUGGUUGGCCUACGCUGUUAAUAUACUAUAUUAAACAAUACGCACCUUAAUAAGUUAGUCUCAAUCAAUGCCGAAAUGUUUUCUUUUCAUCGCCCAGCUGAUAAAUAACAAAUAACCUAGAAUUUUUUUCAGAUAACAGUGCCUUAAUUAUUAUUAUUAGUUGAGCUUCAGCGUCGGUUAUAAGUUAUAAAAGUAGAAAAAGAUAAUUCAAAUAACUAAUUUAGUACAGUGUAUAAGUGUUGUUGAUGUGAUUUUAAAGUUAAAAUGUUGGAACCCGUAUUGAGUCAGCUGAACAGCAUGAGAGUAGUUUUAGCUAGUAGUUCCAAACAACGAAUUAGCUUGUUGAAGAGUACGAACUUAAAAUUUGAAACCGUUCCUCCAGACUUUGAAGAAAACCUAGACCCUAAAGAACACACUUUUUCCGAUUUUGUCGAGAAAACUGCCAUAGGAAAACUCAUGGAUGUUUAUUGUAAAUUACAAAAUGACCAAAGGAAACCGGAUAUCAUUAUCGGAUCUGACACCAUGGUCACUUAUAAUGGCAAAAUGUAUGGAAAACCUACAACCAAAGAAGAAGCGUUUCAAUGCAUUAAAGAUUUGACCCAAGGUGGUUUGCCCAAUAGUGUUUACACAGCAGUAGUAAUAUGGUACAAAAAUAAAAUUUACAAAUUCACAGAGGUCACCACGGUUUACAUGGUUCCGUUAACAGAUGAAGAAGUUACGGCUUAUGUGGAAACUGGAGAACCAAUGGGAAAAGCGGGAGGGUAUGGGAUACAAGGAAUUGCAAGCACAUUCGUCACGCGAAUCGAGGGAGAUUUCAAUAACGUUAUCGGAUUACCACUUUGUAGAUUAGUUUUAACACUCAAGAAAAUUGUUACUGAAUAAAAAUUUCUUUAAAAGCAAAUCACUUGUGUUACAACUCCAUUGGACAAUGAAAAUUUGAAAAUUAUUAAAUCCUUUAUAAAGCUGACACUGGUUGAAAUAAAAAUUGAAAAUAAACCAUCUACCAUUAUCAUUAUAUGGUGAAUUACAGACAAAAUGACCGUGUAUUACGCUGUUAAAACGACGAAGGAAGCUAAAAGAUAAGUAGAUAGGGG